GGCCGCUGCACUUCGGCCGGAGCGCUGCCCUGAGCCGGCCGGCCCAGCGAGCGGCGGGCGGGUGGGCGCCGCGGGCGCCAUGGAGCAGUGGCGGCAGUGCGGCCGCUGGCUCAUCGACUGCAAGGUCCUGCCGCCCAACCACCGGGUCGUGUGGCCCUCGGCCGUGGUCUUCGACCUGGCCCAGGCGCUGCGCGACGGCGUCCUCCUGUGCCAGCUGCUGCACAACCUCUCCCCCGGCUCCAUCGACCUCAAGGACGUCAACUUCCGGCCGCAGAUGUCCCAGUUCCUGUGUUUGAAGAACAUUCGCACCUUCCUUAAAGUCUGCCACGACAAAUUUGGACUCAGGAACAGCGAGCUGUUUGACCCCUUCGACCUCUUCGAUGUCCGAGACUUUGGGAAGGUCAUCUCGGCCGUGUCGAGGCUCUCCCUGCACAACUUGGCUCAGACCAAAGGGAUCAGGCCCUUCCCCUCGGAGGAGACCGCGGAGAAUGACGAUGACGUCUACCGCAGCCUGGAGGAACUGGCAGAUGAGCAUGACGUGGGGGAGGACAUCUACGACUGCGUCCCGUGCGAGGAUGAAGGGGACGACAUUUAUGAGGACAUCAUCAAGGUGGAAGUGCAGCAGCCCAUGAUUAGAUACAUGCAGAAAAUGGGCAUGACGGAGGACGACAAGAGAAGCUGCUGCCUGCUGGAGAUCCAGGAGACGGAAGCCAAGUACUACCGGACCCUGGAGGACAUCGAGAAGAACUACGUGACCCCUCUGAGGCUCGUGCUGAGCCCGGCGGACAUGGCGGCCAUCUUCAUCAACCUGGAGGACCUAAUUAAGGUGCAUCACAGCUUCCUGAGGGCCAUCGACGUGUCCAUGAUGGCGGGGGGCAGCUCGCUGGCCAAGGUCUUCCUGGACUUCAAGGAAAGGCUCCUGAUCUACGGGGAGUACUGCAGCCGCAUGGAGCACGCGCAGAGCACGCUGAGCCAGCUCCUGGCCGGCAGGGAGGACUUCAGACAGAAAGUCGAGGAAUGCACCCUGAAGGUCCAAGACGGGAAGUUCAAGCUGCAGGACCUGCUGGUGGUCCCCAUGCAGAGGGUGCUCAAAUACCACCUGCUCCUCAAGGAACUUCUGAGCCAUUCCACCGACCGGCCCGAGAGGCAGCAGCUCAAAGAAGCGCUGGAGGCCAUGCAGGACCUGGCGAUGUACAUCAACGAAGUCAAACGGGACAAAGAGACCCUGAAGAAAAUCGGCGAGUUUCAGAGUUCCAUAGAGAACCUGCAAGUGAAACUGGAGGAAUUUGGGAGACCAAAGAUCGACGGGGAGCUGAAGGUCCGGUCCAUAGUGAACCACACCAAGCAAGACAGGUACCUGUUCCUGUUUGACAAGGCGGUCAUUGUGUGCAAGAGGAGGGGCGACAGCUACGAGCUGAAGGAGAUCAUCGAGCUGCUUUUCCACAAGAUGACCGACGACCCCAUGAACAACAAGGACGUCAAGAAGUCUCACGGGAAAAUGUGGUCCUACGGUUUCUAUCUAAUUCACCUUCAAGGCAAGCAAGGCUUCCAGUUUUUCUGCAAGACGGAAGACAUGAAGAGGAAGUGGACGGAACAGUUUGAGAUGGCCAUGUCAAACAUCAAGCCCGACAAAGCCACUGCCAACCAGCACAGCUUCCAGAUGUACACGUUUGACAAGACCACCAACUGCAGAGCGUGCAGGAUGUUCCUCAGAGGCACCUUCUACCAGGGUUACCUGUGCACCAAGUGUGGCGUCGGGGCACACAAGGAGUGCCUGGAGGUGACCCCUCCCUGCAAGAUCAGUUCUCCUGCAGACCUGGACACCUCUGGAGCGGGGCCAGGUCCCAAGAUGGUGGCCGUGCAGAAUUACCAUGGCAACCCUGCUCCCCCCGGGAAGCCGGUGCUGACCUUCCAGACGGGUGAUGUGAUUGAGCUACUGAGAGGCGACCCUGAGUCUCAGUGGUGGGAGGGUCGGUUGGUGCAAACCAGGAAGUCAGGUUACUUCCCUAGCUCGUCUGUGAAGCCCUGUCCAGUGGAUGGAAGGCCGCCCAUCAGCCGGCCGCCGUCCCGGGAUAUGGACUACACAGCAUACCCCUGGUUUGCCGGCAACAUGGAACGGCAGCAGACCGACAACCUGCUCAAAUCCCACGCCAGCGGGACCUACCUAAUCAGGGAGCGGCCGGCCGAGGCCGAGCGCUUUGCCAUAAGCAUCAAGUUCAACGACGAGGUGAAACACAUCAAGGUGCUGGAGAAGGACAGCUGGGUGCACAUCACCGAAGCCAAGAAAUUUGAGAGCCUCUCAGAGUUGGUAGAGUACUACCAGUGCCACUCGCUCAAGGAGAGCUUCAAGCAGCUGGACACCACGCUCAAGUACCCCUACAAGUCACGGGAACGCGUGGCCUCUAGGGCCUCCAGCCGGUCCCCAGUCCUCAGGGCUUCAGCCUUGCUUCUCAGGGCUCCUCCGUGCCCUUCUGGCCAGGUACCGCUGCUGCUCGGGGCGUGGGGGGCCCGGCCUGCCGCCAGCUGCCUGGCGGGCCACGGCCCCGGCCUGAAAGUGUCCGCAGCUGCCCGCAGCCUGGGCGGGGCGGGGCGGGUGUGUGCAGAGGGGAGCGGCGGGGGGCGGGGCGGGGGGUGGGGCUGCCGCGGCUCCUGCAGACACAGUCGGCCUGGCGCUGCCCUCACCCCUGCCAUGCUCACCCCCACGACCCCUCUCCAGCUCAUCAGCCACUGUCCCCCGUUGCUCCCCGGGAGCUUUGCGUCUGGCAGCAGCAAACAGCUGGGCGACCCCCUCGGGGUGAAGGUGGGAGCAGACCCGGGGCGGGCCCCACUCGGCGACACUAAGGAGGACCUGUGGGGCUUGGGUGCAGGGGGACAGGUCUCGACUGGCCUUGACCGCACGGCCCUCUACUGCCAGAGGCAGAGCCCUCCCCAGCGGCCGCACGUGCUGCCCCUCCCGUCACGGGCCAUUGUCAUCUGUCCGUCAGGACUCCUGGGUCCCGGGCCAAGCUGGUCCAACCGGCUCUCUGGUUUCGUUUGGGCUCUGGAGUUGGGGACACGAGGGAAGUCGGGCAGCAGUGCCCUGGGGUCCAAUUCCAGGCACUUUGUCAGACUGCAGGCUGGGAGCUGGGCAGCGGGCACUCAGCUGUCCACUGGCCAUGUGAUGCCCAGGCCCUGGGCACACGGGGGAAGGCCCCGAGGGAACUGUGACAGAGCACCGACACCCGCUCGUAUCCCCGCGGGCACGCUCGCCGCCCGUGACGGCCCCCAGUGGGGCGGUGAGGCUCUGACUUAAUCACGGUGGAGCUCAGGUGGGCCACGUGCCCACAGGUUGGGGCUCCCACAGAGGAGCGAGGGGCCCUGGGAUUGGAGCCUGGUCUGUCCCACCAGAGCCUUUCCGCUCCAUGGGCUCCUCUGUGGGCACAGGGCUG
Molecule: messenger RNA, 3428 nt
Organism: Globicephala melas (long-finned pilot whale)
Lineage: Eukaryota; Metazoa; Chordata; Mammalia; Artiodactyla; Delphinidae
Source: RefSeq, a predicted model, not a curated record